Molecule: messenger RNA, 1375 nt
Organism: Haliotis rufescens (red abalone)
Lineage: Eukaryota; Metazoa; Mollusca; Gastropoda; Lepetellida; Haliotidae
Exons: 4
Coding region: 80-1282 (400 amino acids)
Source: RefSeq, a predicted model, not a curated record
ACCAAGCCUGAAGUCUGUGCGAAACUGCCCUGCUUCUCACGGUAGACCCAAGAUAGACAGACAGUCUAUCUACAGCAACAUGGCUCUGUGGAUGGUGUUACUGCUGCUUGUCGGAGCCACGGGAGAUGUCCACAUGGGAUCACAUGUGUUUCACCCCGACUACGCCCACCCGCUGGUGUUUGACCCUGUGUUUUACGUCAACGCGUACAGCGACCUUGGUCAGCUGGCCACACCCCAGAUCGCCAAAGAUCACUGGCUGAACCAUGGCAUUGAUGAGGGAAGACAGGGGUCCGGGCAGUUCCACUCCAAGCAGUAUCUGAAGAGGAAUGCUGAGAUCUCCCGGGCUUUUGGUCAGGAUUACAAAGCAGCCAUCAAACAUUUCCUGGAGUUUGGGCAGUACGAGCAUCUGCAGGGGUACGUGUUGGGCGGCUACAACGGGCGCUACACCAUGUCAGUCGGUCACCUCUUCAUCAGCGCCUCUGCACGCAUGGGAGGCGCAAUAGACAGUCUGGUCUGGGGCAAGAAGGAAUUCAUCAACGCAUGGGACCAUGGGCGAGAGAUUCAGACAACCAUCAAUGCUAUACCAUACGGUGAAUGUUUCAACCCAACCGAGGCUGGAGGGGCAAGCGAUUAUAAGUCGCCUACCACGAAGUCUGUCCUGCAAAAUAUUACAGUCAACGCCAACGUGAUGACAUCAACAGUAUAUCCUGCCUUCUGGAUCCGAGCUGGCAGUCACGAGGUGAACAACAGGACGCGAGUGUGUAUGCGGGGCUCCCCAGCCGUCAACACAGUCGACACCUACAACCACGCCUUCUCCAAGGUCGUCACCAUCGGCUGUGCUGGAGUCGACUAUUGCAUCAAGUAUGAAUCCGGUUUUGAAAUUGCGGGCAAAUGGCCUAAAUACGACUUCAUCAAUCUGGUCGCUCCAGCAGUGUACUUGACUGCUAACUUCACCAACCUUCUGAACUACAAUCCCGAGAACCACCAACUGCAGCCACACACAAAGAGUACCUGGCCGCCCAUCUACACAACCCCUGAUCACAAGUAUGCCCUGGGUGUGUAUGCUCCAGACGGACAGGACACUGACAUGUUCAUGUACUACCUGACUGGCCAGCACGACGGCAACUUCGCCAACAAGACCAAUUCUAUGCACGUCGUAUUCAGAAAGCGGCCUUUCCCCGACGCCAGCCCGAGACACCUGGCCUAUGUGACGUACAUAUGUGUAGGCAAUGUCGACAUGGUGGCUGACUGUCUGAGGAGGUUGCAGAAUACGCUCGUAUAACGGUAACCUUCUUCUCCAUUAAACGUGACAACCAACCUCCAGAUCAUACAGGUGGUGUCCAAUUAAAACAUGAUUACAUAUUUAAAAUUUAAA